GUGGCUGCGGGGCCCUAAGCGGCCGCUUAUAUCGCUUAAUGGGUUGGGCUGGCUCUGCUGACAUCUGACAGAGCUAAUGCUAACAGCCAUCUUUUGCUUUCUGAACAGCCAUUGGAUAAAAGCCAAGUUUCGACUGUUCGGACAACUGUCAAUCAAAUGCAGGGAAUUGUCUCAAUUUCUGGAACAAAUUAUAAAAAUGCUUUGCAGGCCCGCAAAGGUGGGAAACCUGGUCUCCCUCCUGUUCGAUGCUGUGAUUCUGAUCCAAGUCUCUGUGGUUAUCCUGCAGGUCUUAAGAGGAACUACAACGAUCUUCCAGAAAGGGUAUCGUUUCGCUCCAAGCAGAACCUGGAUUACUCCUUCCUGAUCCUCUACAGUGCUAGACUUGGUCAAUACUACCUCCAGAUCGAGGACGACGUUUUCUCUGCCAAGAAUUUCCUUUCCACCAUCAAGAGGCGUGUGGCGGAGCAAGAGGCGAAGAAGACCACCUGGGCGAUGCUGGAGUUCUCGGCCCUCGGUUACAUCGGCAAGCUCUACAAAUCAGCCCAGCUUCCUCUCCUGGCACGCUUUCUCUUCCUCUUCUACCAGGAAAUGCCUUGCGACUGGUUAAUGGGUCGCUUCCGAGAUUUGAUGACCCAGAAAGAGCAAAUCCUUUUCAAACCCUCGCUGUUCCAACACAUGGGAACCUUCUCCUCGUUCCAAGGCACAUACAACAAGCUUAAGGACAAGGACUUUGAGGAGCAGUAUACCAAUCCUCCGGCUGAGGUUUAUACUGAUAUGUCCUCCUACAAAAAACAUUUUCCAAAACUGGCCUGGGACGCUGGGGAGGAUUUCUUUUGGGGACGCUCCCCAGAAAAGGGUAAUCACCUGACUGUGGUGUUCAGAGGCCCUACACUAGUGACAGGGAUUAUGGUAGAAACAGGGUCAGGGGGCAAAGACCUCCUAGAGUCAGCUCAGGUGGAGAUAGGCCAUGACGUGAUCACCACAGAGAAAGACAGGAGUUGUAAAAAGUUCCAGACAGUUGGGACGUUCAAAAAUGGGUUGUUUGAGAUCCAAGAGAUGGACAAAAAGUACACCUCUGCCUCUUCCUGUCUGAGGAUACAGAUCACCGCUGCACAGAAGGAUUGGCUGAUCAUUACCAAAAUCAGGAUCUCAACAAAGCUUCGUACAUCCACAAACCAAGCCUAGGAGGGACACUUGCCUUCCUGCCAGGGGAAUAGUUUUGUAUCUGCUGGAUGCAGGCUAAACAUGUGCCUUGUUGAACCGUUCCAUUGACCAAACAUCUAUACAGAAACAGUUUGAAGCUACUGUCAAUAUAAUGUUUGAUUAAGGCAAUAUGUAUAGACGAUGUGUGCACAUAAAACCAUGCCUUUGCCUCUUCAAAAACAUAAACUGGUAUUUAUAAAGGAAGAGGGCAGAUUGUCUGUUAAUUUAAGUUAGAGAAUAAUGUGAUUUGUAUUUACUGGUUCAGCAGCCUUAUUAAAUCCAUUUAUAAAGGAAGAGUGUUUAGUAAGAAUGCGUUAACCUCCCACAUAACAUGCCACCAGGCAUUUAGUGAUCGAGAUAGCAAUGUUGUGAUAUGAAGACGUGGAAAUAAAAAUAAGGUGAGACACAGGA
Messenger RNA from Notothenia coriiceps (black rockcod), 1614 nucleotides. Its product is annotated as alpha-1,3-mannosyl-glycoprotein 4-beta-N-acetylglucosaminyltransferase C-like. Gene Ontology annotation, biological process: protein N-linked glycosylation. The transcript has a single exon. NCBI's taxonomy places the organism in Eukaryota, Metazoa, Chordata, Actinopteri, Perciformes, Nototheniidae. Bases 157 to 1185 code for a protein of 342 amino acids. Gene Ontology annotation, molecular function: acetylglucosaminyltransferase activity. The record is from RefSeq and is a predicted model, not a curated record.